AUGUUGAGAGCUUUUACCAGAUCAUUCACAUCUACCAUUCCUAAGAAGAAUUUUGCCAAUGGUCAAUUGUUUGGCAGGGUCGGAAAUGUAGACUUUAAAGAGUCGGCAAAUGGAGUCAAGUAUGUCAGAUAUUCCUUAGCUGUCAACAAGUUCAGAAAAGGUGAAGAAGCCCUCACUGAUUGGUACAACAUCACUAUCUUUGACGAAGAGGAAUUGCAAAAGGCAGAAAAAGUAUUGAGAGUUGGAAACAAGAUGAUUGUUGAUGUAACAUUAAGACUUGACAAAUUUGAAGAUCCAGAAACAAAGAAACCUCAAACUAGAACCUCCCUUAUUCAAAAACAUGCUGAAAUUGUGCAAUGGGGUAAGAAAACAGACGAGGAUAAAGCUGAAGCUACUGAGUAG
Lodderomyces margitis is the source of this 402-nucleotide messenger RNA. RefSeq names its product Rim1p (gene RIM1). Lineage: Eukaryota; Fungi; Ascomycota; Pichiomycetes; Serinales; Debaryomycetaceae. The record is from RefSeq and is a predicted model, not a curated record. Bases 1 to 402 code for a protein of 133 amino acids. The transcript has a single exon. Gene Ontology annotation, molecular function: single-stranded DNA binding.